CCCUGGGCGCAUGCUAUCCUCGAUUUAUCUCAGGGCACAACAGUGGCGCUAGCUAUAUCGUUUCAAGCUCUACUCCUCCGGUGCAGAUGGUAGCAGCCUAAACGAUGGAUGGGGAACACCAGGAAGAGAAUCCUUUACACGAGAAAGGAAAUCCUCUACACAAUGAGGAGAAGACUUCAAGUGAUGUGGAGAAGACUUUAUAUGACAUGGAGAGAGCUUUAUGUGACAUAAAAAAUAGUGCUGAAGAGAACAGUGCAAGUGAUGAUAACAGUUCAGGUGAUGAGGUAGAAGAACAAAGACUGGAUUCAAACCUCCCAAGUGGUUCAGAUCCUCUUCCAUCUAAUGCAGAAAGCCCCUGCGAUAAUAGUGAAUCUGAGCCGUCCCCCCAAAAAGCAGCACAAGCUAAAAAAACUUGCCUCAAGAAGUUUGCGCCACGGAAAGGCACAAGGUCAAGCCUACGUACCAGCACAAAAUUGACAAUCAGUGCAUGUGAUACGACAGAUGAUGGUAAAAGAAAAUUUGACAAAAAGCACUUCUGCCUGUAUUGCAAUGAACCACACCACAACAUUGCAAGACAUUUAGAAAGGAUGCACACAGAAGAAGCAGCUGUUGGUCAUGCUAUCAGCUUCCCAAAACUCUCCAAAAUCAGGUCUCUGUUGCUUGACCAACUCCGUAACAAAGGCAACUAUCAACACAACUUUGAAGUUCUUCAAAGGGGAGAUGGGGAAAUUGUGAGAAAGUGUAGACCAUCUAAUGAUGGCGUUUCUGUGCGUGACUGCCUGCCCUGCCAACACUGCUUAGCUUUUUUCUCCAAAAUUGAUUUAUGGAAGCAUGAGAGCUCAUGUAAUGCCAGAAAAGGACCAGAUGAAACGAGGGGAGGAAAAAGAGUGAAGAUCCAGGCUGCGUCCUCUCAACUUGUUCCAUUGCCUGUCUAUUCUACUGGAGGAUAUGAAGAAAUAAUACACAAUAUGAAUCAAGAUGACAUCUCAUGCCACAUCAAAAAUGAUCCCCUCAUAUGUAAAUAUGGCAAUGCACUAUCUGCAAAGCAUGGUCAUGCCAAGUCACAGUUUACUUACAUUGGUUCAAAAAUGAGGGAAUUGGCUAGAUUUGUACUUGCUGUAAAUGAGAUGGACUGUGGUGUUCAAUAUCUGCAUGAAGUAUGUGUACCAUCCAAAUUCAAAUUGGCCGUUCAUGCUGCCAGGAAAAUGAGUGGUCAUGACCCUGCCUCCGACAGGUACAAGACCCCGUCUCUUGCUUUAAAGAUGGGCUAUUCCUUGAAAAGAGCUACCGAAAUAGCUUUUGGGGAGAGUCGUAUGACAGAGGACCGUGAGGCAGAGGAACAAGCCAAAAGGUUCAUUAAACUUCUUGAAAAUGAUUGGAAUAACUGUUUUUCCGGUCUAUCCCUCAGCGCUGUCCCCCAGUGUGAUGAAGUUGAUGUGUCUUCACUAACUGAGGAUUUGAUCAAACUUCAGAAGUUUCUCAAGGUUGCAGAGGACACAGCGAAGAAAGAAUUGCUGGAGAACCCCACCAACACUGUCUGGAAAAAGCUAAAUGAAACUCUUCUUGCAGAAAUAGCUCUCUUCAACAGAAAAAGGACAGGGGAAGUUGCGAAAAUGCUGUUGGAAACGUACACAAACAGGAAGAAAGCUCCAGCUAGUGCAGACAUUUUCAAUAACCUCUCAAGGCUGGAGCAGGAGCUUGGAGACAACAAAUUAACCAGGUUGGAAAUAGAAGGCAAAAAUGGUAGGAAAAUGCCAGUCCUACUAACGGAGAGGAUGAUCUCAUCUCUUGAGAUCCUUAUUGCAAACAGAGACAAAGUUGGUGUGUCAAAGGACAACCCUUAUGUCUUUGCACGUAGCCUUGAUGCAGCAAGCUACAUCAGAGGGUUUGACUGUCUGAGGAAGUGUGCACAUGAGUGUGAUGCAAAGAAUCCUGAAAGUCUGAUCCAUGUGACAGUGAGGAAAGAGGUUGCUAUCCAUUGCCAACUACUAAACUUGAAUGAAAGUGAAUUGGAUCAGGUGGCAAAGUUAUUGGGACAUGACACCCAGGUCCAUAAAGAGUACUACAGGCUCUCUGAAAAUGCAGCACAUCUAGCCGAAAUCAGCAAACUGCUGCUUGCAAUGGAUCAGGUUCCAGUGGUAAUUCCAGGGCCAUCUGAGGAAAGCGUUGUUUAUCCUACAUAUGGGACAUCUUCUGCAGGGACAUACCUAGCUGGGACAGAUACUGGAAGGACAUAUCCUACCGAGACAUGUCCUACUGGGUCAUCAUAUCCUACAGAGACAUAUUCAGCGAAGUCAUAUACUGUGGAGACACAGCCUUCAAGGUCAUAUCAUGCUGGGACAUAUCCUGAGAAGUCAUAUCCUUCAGGAUCACAUUCUGCGAGGUCAUAUUCUGCAGGGACAGAUUCUGCGAGAGCAUAUCCUACCGUGACACAUCCUGCAGGGACCGAUCCAGCAGGUUCAUAUGUUGCAGGGACAUAUACUGCAGGGACUCAUCAUGCAAGAUCAUAUCCUGCAAGUCCUUAUGGCCUUUCAUCUCCUGCAACAUCAUAUGCUUCGGGAACUAAUCCUGCAAGGUCAUAUCCUGCAGGAACAUAUCCUGCACAAACACUUCCAGCACGUACAGUUAUUACGCCAACACUUCAUGCACAGACACUUCCAACGCAGAAACUUCCUGUCAGGACAGUUCCUGCGAGGACAAGUCCUGUAAGGCCGUGGAGUGAUGCGGCUAAGGCUGCGGUAAAGCGUCAGUUGGGACACUUUAUCUCAAUGAUGAAGGUUCCAGGUAAACGGGACUGUGAAGUAUGCCUCCACAAUGAACCAGCUGUACGAGACAGGACUUGGAGAGACAUCAAAAACUAUGUGCACAACACAGUAAAAUCUAUUAAAAGGAAGAAGGGCCUUACAGGAGUGGACCCCAGAAAAUGGACAAAGAAAGAAUCUGCAAAGAUUGCCAAGGAAGAGGUUGGUGGAACAAGGACUGUACCUGCACAGGGUGAAGACGAGAGACUAGAGGCAGGUCCUGUUGUUGUGACAACACAAAGGAAGCAGAAGAUAUGGAGUGAUGAGGCUCAGGCUGCGGUCAGGCGGCAGCUCGGAGACUUCACUAAACUGAUGAAGAUUCCAGGUAAAACGGAAUGUGAUGCAUGCAUUGCAGCUGAACCAGUUCUACAAGGCAGGACAUGGAAAGAUGUAAAAAACUAUGUGCAUAACACAUUAAUGACAAUGUGCAGGAGGCAUAUUUCAGGCAAGCAAAACAUGGACCAUGAAAAACAAAGUCCAGGGACACAGAAACCAGGGAUGCAACAGAAACCAAAGGUGCCGUUGGGACUUCCAGAAGAUCUUCCUGUUUAUCUGUACUUGUGAUUUCUUUGAACUAGUUUCAACACUUUCGAUUUAAUCUGACCAUCUUUGCUCUCUCUGAUCUGACAUUGUAAAGCAAUAAUUAUGUAGCAUUUUUAUAAUGUCACAACCUACUUUUUUCUACCUACGUAUCCGUUAGGCCUGGGAAUUGCUAGGGACCUAACAAUACGAUUUUAUCACAAUACUUUGGUGCCAAUACUAUAUAUAUAUAUAUAUAUAGUAUGCAUGUGUAUAUAUAUUGCAAUUCUAUAAGGACUGCGAUUCGAUACUUUGAUUUUAUUGCGAUUUGAUGUUUCAAACAUAUUGCUCACCAUGUCUGCUGCAGAGGGACAGGAGAGAGACAUGAGAAAACGAGUUUUGUUCAGUCAUGGAAGUAAGUGCUGAAAACAUGUUGGCUCCCCAUCUAAAAAGAAGUUGGAGAACAAGGUAGAGAAUAAAAAAUACUGGACCUUUUGGCGCAGGUACAGCCAACUAGCGCUAGCUUACUUUAACUACCUAGCAAAAUAAAUUGAGAAUCUAUACUUGGAGUCAUAGGAAUGAUAAAAUAUAAUUGAAAAUAAUAUUGCGUUACUCUAAUGUAUUGAGAGAAACAAAUCCACUAGUGGGCCUAUCUGUAGCAUCUAGGCUACAUAGUGAAAUAUUAUGCAUGAGCACUAAAUAUAUGUUCAACAUUAAUAGAUUACAUGUACAAAUUACAGUGAAUAGUUUUUAAAACUUUGUAGAUGAAAGUUGUGCAAACCUAGACCGUUAAACUGAUAACUUUACCUUUUAGAUCACACUAAUGGUAUACUUCACCAAAUGGAUCUGGAUCCAGAUGUACAAAAUGUUUUGUGUAUUCUUGCCUGUACCAUUGUAUGUGUAGCUAAUGUGUAGGUUAGGUUUUGAGUUUAACAACUGACCAGCAAACUUGUGAAUUUAGCAGGUUAUCCCAUUUGAAAUUUGUGUGACUUUUAAUGGAUUUUAAAUACAUGGCAUCACAGGAAGUUGGUGGCACCUUAAUUGGGGAGGUCGGGCUCGUCGUAAUGGCUGAAGUGGAAUCAGUGAAAUGGUAUCAAAUACAUCAAACAUAUGGUUUCCAUGUGUUGGCCAUACCAUUCACUCCGUUCCGACUAUUAUUAUGAGCCGUCUUCCCCUCAGCAGCCUCCACUGCAUGGCCUACAUGCAUACACUAUCUACAUCCAUGCAUUUUGAAGCAUGGUUGAAUUUAUUAUCAUGGUUAUUUUACUUAUGUUAUUAACGAUAGCUAGUAUUCCUAGCUACUGGUGUAUCAGUAGUUGUUUUAUAUAUUUAAAAAAAAACUGUUUUUAUACUUCCUUUCAAUCAUGCUAGUUUUUGUGGAUAUUUGCAUCUAUAGCUGACAUUCAUUUUCAUUACUAAGCCAGAUUCCCACAGCUCCAUGACCCAGUGAGCCAUCUCAGUCCUGGUGAGUUGCUUUAGUCAAAAGGUGCUGUAGAUUAGGCUUGCCAAGUGGGCAGAGUGCGCGAUUUAGGUACAUUGGAAGGUUCUGAAAGGGAAAAAUCUGUCCACCUAUUGCACCGGGCAAAGUCAGUGACACUUUCAGAUCAUAGCAAAGGGCCCACUUAUGGCUGCAUUUCCGAUUUUCCACCCUUCUCCCAAAGUGACUGGGAGUAUUUUAUUUUACAUUUUUUUUAAAGAAGAUAUAUUUCACCUUUAUUUAACCAGGUAGGCCAGUUGAGAACAAUUUCUCAUUUACAACUGCGACCUGGCCAAGAUAAAGCAAGGCAGUGCGACAAAAACAACAACAGAGUUACACAUGGGAUAAACAAAUGUACAGUCAAUAACACAAUAGAAAAACUAUAUACAGUGUGUGCAAAUGUAGUAAGAUUAGGGAGGUAAGGCAAUAAAUAGGCCAUAGUGGCGAAAUCAUUUCAAUUUAGCAUUAACACUGGAGUGAUGGAUGUGCAGAUGAUGAUGUGCAAGUAGAGAUACUGGGGUGCAAAAGAGCAAACAAAUAACAAUAUGGGGAUGAGGUAGUUGGGUGGGCUAUUUACAGAUGGGCUGUGUACAGGUGCAGUGAUCAGUAAGCUGCUCUGACAGCUGAUGCUUAUAGUUAGUGAGGGAGAUAUAAGUCUCCAGCUUCAGUGACUUUUGCAGUUCAUUCCAGUCAUUGGCAGUAUUCAAGUAAACUCUGAAAGAAGUGUGGAGAAUCCCAAAGCAGCGUGAGUUAUGGCUGAUGGGUUUGGCUUCAAACCAAUGUCUACUUCUCACUUACACUAAGUGUAAUAAACAUUAGGAACACCUUCCUAAUAUUGAGUUGCACCCCCUUUUGCCCUCAGAAAAGCCUCAAUUCGUCGGGGCAUGGACUCUACAAGGUGUCAAUUGUUUCACAGGGAUGCUAGCCCAUGUUGACUCCAAUGCUUCCCACAGUUGUGUCAAGUUGGCUGGAUGUCCUUUGGGUGGUGGACAAUUUGUGAAAAACCCAGCAGCCUUGCAGUUCUUGAAACACUUAAAACGGUGCGCCUGGCACCUAAUACCAUACUCUGUUCAAAGGCACAAAUCCUUUGUCUUGCCCAUUCACCCUCUGAAUGGCACACAUGCAUAAUCCAUGUCUCCAAUUGUCUCCAGGCUUAAAAAUAAUUUUAACUGGUCUCCUCCCCUUCCUCUACACUCAUUGAAAUGGAUUUAACAAGUGACUUUGCAUUUAUUGAUUAACAAUAAUUAAUUAAUACCACCAUAUAGCUAUCUAUGUACAGUAGCCUAGAUUUGUUUGCAUACAUUUAUUAUGACAACCGAUCUGGUGUUAGAACUUGUACAAAUGCUACAAAAACGGUAGCACAUCGUUUGCUGGUAGUAAUAGUAAAGAAAUGAGCACGUGAGAGCUGUCUCACAACGGCAGUUGGUUAGCUUGCUAGCUACUUCCAGACACAAAUGAGAGAACUCACUCUGACCAUUUAACUCGUCCUAGCAGAGCUAGUUAUCUAGAGCGUUAGUGACUGUAACUGUGUUGCUAGCAACAAUUUAAUUCCGUUUUUUGCCCACCUUUACUGACAACUGUCAUAUUCGACGGGUGUUGCGUGUUCGUAAGUUAAUCAGUUAUUCAACAGUUGUAACAAUUAAAAAAUCGUGGGUUAUUUGUGCGCUCUGGCACACUCAAGGGAGAGUGCUCUGAAAUCGUAAAUUAUCAAAAAUGAAUUUACGAACACACCCUCAAUCAAUGCAUACUAUAUUGUGGAGGCUAUCGCCCUGCAAUCAUUUAUGGUCACUAGUAACUUUUACUAUAAUGUUGGUUGACUUCCCAUCCAAUUUCAGGACGCUUUUGGUUCUCCAAUCCACGUCUUUGACCAAAAGUUACUAUUGUAAAUGUGAUUUUGCCAAUUGGAAUUGGUUCCUUUGUUCUACGUGUGGAAUUAGUUUCAGAGAAUCACACAAAACCUAUUCCUAUUGUACCUGUCUUUCCUGCUAAAUAUGUAGAUCAUAAGGCUCUAUCUAGCGUUCCAUGUAAUUGUUUUAUUGCUUGUCUAAUAUUAACGUUUACACUUUUUAUAGUUAUAUUUAUUCACUACUGUCUUAACCAUAUUGAUUUCACAACAGCUGUUUAAGUUCAACAUUAAGGCUAACUUGUAUAGGGUCUGUUGUUACACACCCCACUAUUUACUGUCUAAAGACAUGGACAUCAUUAAUAGUGUUUUUUCUUCAAUAUGUAUUUCUUAUUAAGCUGCCUUUUGUUGCCCCCUGGUGCUCAUUGUGUACUGUAUUUGUAAGAUACUAUAUUUGCUUGGUUAAUAAAUUGUUACUUGAUCUAAACUUUCAAA
Oncorhynchus keta (chum salmon) is the source of this 7135-nucleotide messenger RNA. RefSeq lists its product as uncharacterized. The record is from RefSeq and is a predicted model, not a curated record. The transcript has 3 exons. Bases 105 to 3365 code for a protein of 1086 amino acids. Lineage: Eukaryota; Metazoa; Chordata; Actinopteri; Salmoniformes; Salmonidae.